AUGCGCGUUGAAGGGGCCGGAUUCGAGUCGGUGGAUCGCAACGUCAUCGGUCUCAGUCGGCUGGUGGGGGAGCCAAUAUCGCGUCCGGCUGGGCUUCGUAUUGCCGUCGUUGCCGCUGUUGCUGCUAUCGUAGCAGUCGGCGUGUUCUUAGUUGUCUUGUUCGUCGUCGUCGUCGUCGUCGUCGUCGUCGUCGCUGACACGAUGGCCCACUUGUCAAACUUUAGAGUGGCCGUCUCAGCACCGGUCUGCCUGUGCUUGUCGGUCUCUUGUCCAGUAGAGGUUCAGCGAGGCGCGUUUCUGUUUUACUGGUCGUCUUUGGAGUGUGAUGCAAGCGGGUAG
Messenger RNA from Colletotrichum graminicola M1.001, 339 nucleotides. RefSeq lists its product as uncharacterized. The record is from RefSeq and is a predicted model, not a curated record. NCBI's taxonomy places the organism in Eukaryota, Fungi, Ascomycota, Sordariomycetes, Glomerellales, Glomerellaceae. The transcript has a single exon. Bases 1 to 339 code for a protein of 112 amino acids.